AUGUUUGAGGCAAAAGCACCCAAGAGUGCGCAAUUCCUGCGACGGAGAUCUGCCCGUGCUGGUCAAUCGCGUCCCAAAGCUACCGCGACCCGCUCGAGGGUGACCCGGUCAAGACCUGCAACGCAGCAUAAGGGAUUAUCGGUCGUUAUCCCUGUUAAGGCGGACCUUAAUAAGAAGAAAAAAAAUGGCGAGAAGAGAACGGAUAACCGUGUUAGUGUGGAGAUUGCAAAUAAAUCACCAUGGAGCGCCAUUGAUAUCGCCAGCCAGGUAUUGGACCUUGAGGAAGCCGGGGAAUGGAAUGAUCUAGACAGUGAGCUACAAGAUGAACAGGAGGAUGAACGGUUGAAUGAGGAACAAACCCCGUCAAAGGACGUCCUUCCACCCGACCCUUUUCUACCGAACGGCAUCCGAGUUACCCAAGCACGUGCGGCAUACGACGCCGGCCAAUAUCGAUCCCUCAAGGCCGCCGCUGCCGCGUGGGGAAUCUCACAGACGAUUCUCAAGCAUCGGGUGAAGGGGCCGCGGCCAUCAAGGCGGGAAGCUGCGCAUUCCCUCCAGAAGCUCGAUGCAACAGACGAGGACUCGAUCAGUAAAGAGGCACUACGACGGGUGGAAGAAGAUGACCGUCGACCGACCAAUGUGUUGAUCUGGGAGGUUGCGAAUGAUUUAUACAGGGAUAAAUGUGGUCAUUUGGGCCUCGAAUUUCAGCCGAUUGGUAGCCAAUGGCCCCAGCGCUUCUUGGUCCGCAACCCAGAUUUUCGCAAGACCUGGUCGCAGUUGAUAGAGGCUAGAAAAGCUCCGCCGCGUGCUCCCCGUCCCGGUGUUUCUUCUGGUCCCCAUCCGUGGCGCUUUGCAGAAGAUGCUAGCUCGAUCGUGGACGAUGACUUUUCGAAGUUCGAUAUCCCAAAAACUGAGGCUGAGUGCGCUACAUACUUUCGACAGAUUCGAAGCGGACCAGCUGCCACUGCUGUUCGGAUCCAGAGAUUCCUUACCCAUCUACUAGUGGAACAGGCGAAGAGCGUUGAUAUGCUUAGUCGUGUGAGAAAGGCCCUGGAAGAACCAGAGCAGCCUAAUGAAACGGCACCCCAGGUGGCCACAAGAGAGCACCAAAAGCAAUCAGGACAUACCCAGGGCUCUGCGGCGGCUGCUGCUUCGGAUAGUCGGCAACCUCCGGCAACUACAGCUUCGACGCCUAUAGUCGGCACUGGUGUUGGAAACUCUACAGCUGCAUCAUCUCAACCAUCUCAAUCUACAUCCCAGCCACCGACUGAUAACAUACCACAACGCCAGGAAGCGCAGGUACCGCAGGUACCUCCCAAUACCUCAAAUCCACCACCCAAAGCCAGCAUGCGCUCUGAGGAACGUGCAACUAUGGCGCGCCAGGCAUCCAGCGCGUCUUUACCACUUCCCACAAAUCCGUUAGCUCAACCGCAGCCAUCGCAGGACACCUUGAACACCGCAAGUUCCACACCUAUCCUCAGUAAUGCCUCUUCAACCUAUACAUCUACGCCUUCUCGCCCAUCCAUCACGACGUUCCAGCAGUUCUCUAGGAAUCACAUAUCGCAACCGUCGCAACCUCCCGACCAGCAAGAAUCUCGUGAGCCGCAGCAACCCCAGGGUACUGCUGAAUCGACGUCUGUAAUUGGAAACGCCUUGGGCAAUACAGCGGCGCCGCUGCAAUCAUCCAUGGAAUCAUUCCAGUCAUCUUCUGCGCAAGACCCGUCACUACCCCUGCAGGCUUUGCAGUCUCCGCACACUCAGGAAGCUCAGCGGGAUGAAGCUACUGCAGAUUCCAACCCUACACUCGAUAACGCCUCCCCAGCCCAUCUCUCCGAAGCCCCCCAUUCAAACCUGUCAUCAUACCAGCCUUCGACUACCUCCAUACCUCAGUUGCUGCAUCCCCCAGAGCCCCAGCAGUCUCAUGAACCCGAGAAUUCCGAGGAUGCGGCCAACUCCUUGUCCUUGCUCGGCAAUAGCCCCCCUAGCCAUGCACCUGCAUCACUUGAAACAUUAUUGUCAUCCUUCCAAACUUACCCGACAACUCACGUCCGGCAAUCUCCUCAAUCUCGAGGGGCUCAGGGGCCUCAGAAUCCCCAGAAACCUCAAAAGCCUCGGAAGCCCUCUCAGCCCCGAAAGCCUCAGCAGCCUCGCGCUCGGAAGCCUCAACAACCCCAGCCCCAGCAAACCCAGCAGUCACAGCAGCCGCAUUACCAGCAGCAGCAACAACAGCAAAAAUCGCAACCUCAACACCAACAGCAGCAAUCACUGCAGCUACCACAGCCUUCUGAACCAUCACAGCCUCUUCAACCACCUGAAUCUCCCCACCGGUCAUCUAAUCAUAUGGCCAGCAGCAUGGCUCCAUUCACUGGGUGGGGCAGUGGAGCUCUGAGUAUGACUAGUUCCAGCCCGUACCACUCAGGUAACUUUGCAACAAAUUAUGGCAGCAGCCAACCUACCCGUCCGCAGUAUUAUCCGAACGAGUACCUGCUCCGCACCGCUGUGGACCAGUCGUCGAAGCGCCGGCGCAUAGAUGACCCAAUUCAUUCGAUCAAUCACCCAGGGUACCAGUGA
Messenger RNA from Aspergillus oryzae RIB40, 2571 nucleotides. RefSeq lists its product as uncharacterized. NCBI's taxonomy places the organism in Eukaryota, Fungi, Ascomycota, Eurotiomycetes, Eurotiales, Aspergillaceae. The record is from RefSeq and is a predicted model, not a curated record. Bases 1 to 2571 code for a protein of 856 amino acids. The transcript has a single exon.